UAGUUAAUGCAGAAGAUAAAGAGGGUUCGUCUGGAAAACGAGACUGCAGGAAGUUGGAGAAGUUUUUUGUCCAGCCCUGAAGGGGAAGAGAGGAUGACCGCAGUGGACGCGCUGUCAGACAGCUCUGAAGUGGUGGAGAUGGAGGAUGUGCCUUCCCAAUUCCAGGUGCAAAAGCAUUCUUGGGAUGGGCUGCGUGACAUUAUUCACAGCAGCAGGAAGUAUUCGGGCAUGAUAGUGAACAAAGCUCCCCAUGAUUUCCAGUUCGUCCGGAAAACAGAAGAGUCCAGCCCGCACUCCCACCGCCUCUACUACCUGGGAAUGCCCUAUGGGAGCAGAGAGAAUUCCCUUCUUUACUCAGAGAUUCCCAAAAAGGUACGGAAGGAGGCCCUGCUGCUCUUGUCAUGGAAACAGAUGCUGGAUCACUUUCAGGCGACUCCUCACCAUGGGAUGUAUUCCAGAGAAGAGGAGCUGCUGAGGGAACGCAAGAGGCUUGGUGUCUUUGGGAUCACAUCUUAUGACUUCCACAGUGAGAGUGGCCUCUUCCUCUUCCAGGCCAGCAACAGCCUCUUUCAUUGUCGAGAUGGGGGCAAGAAUGGAUUCAUGGUGUCUCCAAUGAAGCCUCUGGAGAUCAAAACUCAGUGCACAGGGCCAAGGAUGGAUCCCAAGAUCUGCCCAGCUGACCCUGCCUUCUUCUCAUUCAUCAAUAACAACGACCUCUGGGUAGCCAACAUUGAGACAGGGGAGGAGAAGCGAAUGACUUACUGCCAUAAAGGCUUGUCCAAUGUCCUUGAUGACCCCAAGUCUGCUGGUGUAGCCACUUUUGUCAUUCAGGAGGAGUUUGAUCGCUUCACAGGCUACUGGUGGUGUCCCACGGCUUCCACGGAAGGUGCAGAGGAUUUGAAAACACUGAGGAUCUUGUAUGAGGAAGUGGAUGAGUCAGAGGUGGAGAUAAUUCAUGUUCCUUCACCUGCCUUGGAGGAGAGAAAAACAGACUCCUAUCGAUACCCCAGGACAGGCAGCAAAAACCCCAAGAUUACAUUAAAACUGGCAGAAUUUAAGACAGACAGCAAGGGUAAGAUCCUGUGUGCCCAGGACAAGGAGCUGGUGCAACCUUUUGCUGCCUUGUUUCCAACCGUGGAGUACAUUGCCCGUGCCGGAUGGACCCGAGAUGGCAAAUAUGCCUGGGCUAUGUUCCUAGACAGACCUCAGCAGCGACUGCAGCUGAUCCUUUUGCCUCCAGCACUCUUCAUCCCAGUCCCAGAGAACGAGGAGCAGCGUGCUGAACUUGCCAAAAGUGUGCCAGAAAACGUCCAGCCAUUUGUCAUCUAUGAAGAAACCACUGAUGUGUGGAUAAAUGUUCAUGACAUCUUCUAUCCUUUCAUCCAACCUGAGGGAGAGGAGGAAGAGCUCUGCUUUAUCCGAGCCAACGAAUGCAAAACAGGCUUCUGUCACCUCUACAGAGUCACAGCAGUCCUCAAGCCAGGCAGCCAUGACUGGGUGCAGCCAUAUGUCCACAGUGAGGAUGACUUCAAGUGCCCUAUUAAAGAGGAGAUUGCCUUGACUGGUGGGGAAUGGGAGGUGCUGGCCAGGCAUGGAUCGAAGAUCUGGGUCAAUGAGGCCACCAAGCUGGUGUAUUUCCAAGGCACAAAGGACACCCCCCUGGAGCACCACCUCUACGUAGUCAGCUACGAGGCUCCCGGCGAAAUCGUGCGGCUCACCACCCCAGGCUUCUCCCACAGCUGCUCCAUGAGCCAGAACUUUGACAUGUUCAUCAGCCACUACAGCAGUGUCAGCACUCCACCUUGUGUGCACGUCUACAAGCUCAGUGGCUCUGAUGAUGACCCUCUCCACAAGCAGCCCAAGUUUUGGGCCAGCAUGAUGGAGGCAGCCAGUUGUCCCCCGGAUUACGUCCCACCUGAGAUCUUUCACUUCCACACUCAGUCAGACGUGGAGCUCUAUGGCAUGGUCUACAAACCUCAUGAUGUCCAGCCUGGGAAGAAGCAUCCCACGGUGCUCUUUGUGUAUGGAGGCCCUCAGGUGCAGCUGGUGAACAACUCCUUCAAGGGAAUCAAGUACUUGAGGCUGAACACGUUGGCCUCCCUGGGCUAUGCUGUGGUGGUGAUUGAUGGAAGGGGAUCCUGCCAGAGAGGCCUCAAGUUCGAAGGGGCCCUGAAGAACCAGAUGGGUCAGGUGGAGAUAGAGGACCAGGUGGAAGGUUUACAUUAUGUAGCAGAAAAAUACGGGUUCAUCGACUUGAGUCGGGUAGCCAUCCAUGGCUGGUCCUAUGGGGGGUUCCUCUCCCUCAUGGGCCUCAUCUGUAAGCCCAAUGUCUUCAAGAUUGCUAUAGCAGGAGCUCCAGUGACAGUGUGGAUGGCCUACGACACCGGCUACACCGAGCGGUACAUGGACGUCCCAGAGAACAACCAGCAGGGCUAUGAGGCUGGCUCCGUGGCACUGCACGUGGAGAAGCUCCCCAACGAGCCAAACCGUUUGCUGAUCCUCCAUGGCUUUUUGGAUGAAAAUGUGCACUUUUUUCACACCAACUUCCUGGUAUCACAGCUAAUCCGGGCUGGAAAACCUUACCAGCUGCAGAUCUACCCCAACGAGAGACACAGUAUUCGGUGCCCCGAGUCGGGGGAGCACUACGAGAUCACACUGCUGCACUUUCUACAAGAAUACCUCUGA
This is a messenger RNA of Indicator indicator, 2685 nucleotides long. It is a transcript of the gene DPP9, whose product is annotated as dipeptidyl peptidase 9. Gene Ontology annotation, biological process: proteolysis. Bases 7 to 2685 code for a protein of 892 amino acids. The record is from RefSeq and is a predicted model, not a curated record. NCBI's taxonomy places the organism in Eukaryota, Metazoa, Chordata, Aves, Piciformes, Indicatoridae. The transcript has 20 exons. Gene Ontology annotation, molecular function: dipeptidyl-peptidase activity; serine-type peptidase activity.